AUCUACUUUUUCUAGUACCUUAGCUAGUCGCUAUCGCUGGGCUUUUGGUGCCUUUGAGGGGGGUUUUCUAGUUCUUUACCAGCCACUUUCUUCAAUAUCAUAUAUCUGAAUCUCUAUACUACUUUUUCUUCUUCUUUUUCUUUUUCUAUCCUUUGGUGCUUCGUUUCUCAGCUGUCGUCGGAUGUCAUCGACGUCGACAACUCGGGUCUACCUAGCAUCGAAGUAGCAAGCUUGCUCUUGAAAGAAUUUAGUCACAUUGCUUUGUUCAUCUCCUACUGUUCUAACAUACAUUCCCCACAAUGCCGUCGUCACCUACUCACCGUGUCCCUAGAAAAAAGGUCGCCGUCGUCGGCAGCGGCUCGGCCGGAAUAGCCGCGCUCUGGGCACUUAAUCGCACGCAUCAUGAUGUCUAUCUCUACGAAGCCGCUGGACGGCUAGGCGGCCAUACGAAUACCGUUCCCUUCCAUCAUGGAAAGUACACCACGAUGGUUGAUACCGGAUUCAUUGUCAUGAACACGGCUACAUACCCCAAUUUUAUCAACUUCCUCAAGAAGAUUGGAGUUCCAACUGCAGUGACGGAAAUGUCGUUUGGAAUCUCGCGUGACCGUGGCCUUUUCGAGUGGGCUGGCACGAGCCUCGGGGCCAUCUUUUGCCAGUUGAGGAAUGUUUUCUCGUGGAGGAUGUGGCGGAUGAUAUUCGAUAUCGUGCGCUUCAACCAGCUUGCUCUCGACCUCCUGCGGUACGAGGAGGGCCACGAGCCAAACUCAAAGAAGAGAAUUGACUUGGAUGAAUCCAUCGGUCACUACCUCGAGCGUGAAGGGUACUCGGACGGGUUCCGGGAUGAUUACCUCAUUCCCAUGACGGCGUGUGUGUGGAGCACAAGUCCGGAUAAGUGUUUACUUGAGUUCCCGGCCAUCACACUCGUCCGAUUUCUCUGGAACCAUCACCUGCUGUCAACGAUUUCUAAAAGGCCAGACUGGCUGACUAUUCCGGAUGGCUCCAAGGCGUAUGUAGACGCCGUGAUGAAGGGAUUCCCUCCUAACCAUCUUUUCCUCAACACGCCAGUCAAAUCACUUUCAAAUGACGCAGAUGGACGUGUCCGGUUGCAUCUCGAAGGUGGCAAGUCCGAGGUUUACGAUCAUGUGAUUUUGGCCACCCAUGGCGACCAGGCUUAUUCGAUAAUUCAAGAUUCUGCCACCCCUCAGGAGAGACAGAUCAUGUCUUGCUUUGAGACCUCAGCAAACACAGCUUUUCUGCAUUCGGAUGUUUCCCUGAUGCCAGUCUCGAGGAAGGCCUGGUCGAGCUGGAACUUUUUGACCUUGUCGAACCCCGAGUCUGGACGGAGUAACACUGAUCAGGUAAGCUUAACUUACAACAUGAACAUACUACAACAUAUCCCGCGAGAUAUCUUCGGAGACGUGCUUGUAACGUUGAACCCACUGCACGACCCGGAUCCCAAGACUGUGCAGGGGAGGUUCGAGUACAGACACCCUCUGUACACACCAUCUGCCGUGAGGGCACAGGCAAUGUUGGACAAGAUACAGAACAAGAGGGGCAUAAGCUACGCGGGUGCUUGGACCAAGUACGGGUUUCAUGAGGACGGUUUCAGCAGCGGGUUGAAGGUUGCGACCGAGCACCUAGGUGCCAAUCUGCCGUUCCAGUUCAGAGAUUCAACAUUCAGCCGGGGAAAGAAGCCGAGGCUCAGUCUCAAGAACCUGUUUAUCAGAAUGGGCAUACACUGGCUGCAGCUCUGGUUGAACGCUCUGGGCUGGCUCGGGAGGCUGGUGUUUGGAACCCCGGUGCCCGUGUAUCGUAUGAACGGCAACGGCAUGGCCAAUGGCAAGAAAGUGAAUGGGGUGAACGGUGUAAAUGGUCACCAUGGUGUGAACGGAACGAAGGAAAGACUUGCUUGAGAAUUUUGGAGUCGGGGAGUUGGAAGCACUUUUUAAAAGACAAGUGGAAAUGGACAAGAUGAAAUGGCGUUUGAUUGGCUUCAAUAUUUGGCGUAUCUAUCGGGUUAUGCUGGGUAGGUUUUGGACCAUGUCCUCUGUAUUUAAAUUAUAUGCACGAGAAUCAUUAGAUCAAAUUAGGAAAUAAUUUGGUUUUGGA
Molecule: messenger RNA, 2109 nt
Organism: Pyricularia grisea
Lineage: Eukaryota; Fungi; Ascomycota; Sordariomycetes; Magnaporthales; Pyriculariaceae
Exons: 3
Coding region: 300-1913 (537 amino acids)
Molecular function (GO): oxidoreductase activity
Source: RefSeq, a predicted model, not a curated record